Messenger RNA from Spirometra erinaceieuropaei, 1620 nucleotides. Lineage: Eukaryota; Metazoa; Platyhelminthes; Cestoda; Diphyllobothriidea; Diphyllobothriidae. The record is from the annotation of a GenBank genome assembly.
AUGAGCCCGCCCACUCUGGCAGCCUGGAAUGCUCGUUCCCUUUUAGAAAACCCGAGGAGCAACCGACCGGAAUGGGAGGUAGCGCUUGUAGCUCGAAAGCUGGCCCACCACAAGCUGAACAUUGCGGCUCUCAGCGAGCCCCGGUUUUUCGCACAAGGCCAAAUGAAAGAGGUGGGUGCCGGCCACACCUUCUUCUGCCUUGGGGCAGAAGAAGGUGUGGGCAUCGUCUUCGCCAUUCGAAUGACAUUUUGGGCGACUGCCAUGUCUGCUGCAGGAUAUCAACAAUCGUCUGAUGAGCCUCUGCCUGGCUCUCCGGGGAGGGGGGAGGGUAAGUUCGACACCAUCGUCAGUGUCAGCACCCCACCGAAAACCAGCUCCGACGAGGCAAAGAACAAAUUAUAUGAAGACCAUCAAACCCUAUUGGCGACCGCGCCGAAAGCUGAUAAGCUGAUUUCCCUCGGUAACUUAAACGCCCGCGUUGGCACAGACCAUGCUGCCUGAAAAGGAUUGCUGGGUCCCUAUGGUCGCAGCGGCUUCAAUGACAAUGGUCCACUCCUCCUGUGAACCUGCGCAGAACACCGCCUCAUCUUGAUCAACACCUUUCGCCUUCCAAUGCGGGAGAAGGUGACCUGGAUGCAUCCGUGGUCGCGACACUGGUACCUGCUGGACUGUGUCUUCGUCUAAAGGUGAAACCAGCAGGAUAUACUGGCGACAAAUGCAGUCCCGGGAGCUGACGGGUGUGUCGAAGGUGGUGUGGUCAACAAGACUGAGGUUCCCAAAUCAAAAGUCAUGAAAGACGGUUUGAGUUGGACAACCUUGACUGUUGUAGAUAUACGUACACAAAAGCUCUGUAAGCAGUUGCCGCGAGCGCGCUCUCCAGGCUAGUUGUGCUGUCUGUGUCUGCCGCGGUGGAGCUCAGACCCAGCGCGUGUUUGCGCCUUUAGUCAUCUCAGCUUCCGCCAGCCAAUUAGAGGGACAGCGUUGAUUGGCUUCGAGCACUCACGAGGCUAGUGACAAGCCUCGCGCGUUCCAGCGGCGGAUCUACAAGGAGUGUGAGGCAGACAGGAAGGCAUCGUGACAAGGGCGGAGGGCAAUGGAACGCAAACUGUCACAGAUGGACCAACUAUCGCCUCGUCAUCUCAAAUGUGAGGAUCCGCCUAGAGCUACGCAGGAGAUCUCAAGACAAGAGACCAUCAGGUAAGCUCAAUACUGUUUUUUGAAUGUGCCCGCUCAUCAUCUCCAUUUUAGCAAUGAGGUGGAUUAGUGGAUAGCCAAACUUCCAACCGCCGUCGUCGCCGCUGCCGCCGCUGCCGCCGCCGCCGUCAACUGAGGGGCACAGUCCAGUCAACCGCCCUGGCUGUCCUCGGUCGCGAACGCCGUCAAUAUCAGGACCGGUUCGACGACAGUGUGACCGCCAUCAGCAACCUACUCACAGAGGAGAGCCGACUGCUCAAAGCCUACGUCGUCCACCCCGCCGACGACAAUAAGGCAGCCUUCUAUCGCAGUCGCCACCCUGGGCAACAGUGGCUGCGGGAGAUGCAGGAAGCCUGGGCGGCUCGCAAGGUCAAGGAAAUCCAAGGUUACGCGGACCCCAACGAAUGGACAACCACUUCGCCGUAA